Molecule: messenger RNA, 1412 nt
Organism: Thunnus maccoyii (southern bluefin tuna)
Lineage: Eukaryota; Metazoa; Chordata; Actinopteri; Scombriformes; Scombridae
Gene: nudt6
Product: nudix (nucleoside diphosphate linked moiety X)-type motif 6
Exons: 5
Coding region: 114-1064 (316 amino acids)
Molecular function (GO): NAD binding; ADP-ribose diphosphatase activity; NADH pyrophosphatase activity
Source: RefSeq, a predicted model, not a curated record
GCAACUUUCAGGGAGGACGUUUACGUAACCUCACUGCUCUCACACAUGCCGGUCGGAAAUUGAACAAAGUGUUCCUUUAAACGGUUAAAAGGUUGUUUAGAGUAGCGGAUAACAUGGCUGCUUCUGCUUUUGUUUACAAACUGUUACCUCUGGUGAGAGGAAAGUGUUGCAGGAAGCCGGUUUGUCCCGCACGCACAACUGUCCGUGUGUUUUCGUGCACUGCAGGUCGUUCCCAGCUGCACCAGGUGAAGGGGAGCGGAGCUUUGACGGGGAAAGUGGACCGAUUCGGUGGAGUGACAGUGAACCUGGCUGACCCCGGUUUACCGGCGGACAUCAGCGAAAGUUCAUUCAGCAGAUUACUGAAAGAUUCUUUGGUCCAGUGGAAAGCAGAGGGGAAGGUCGCUGUAUGGCUUCGAGUUCCCAUCUCAUUGAGUCGCUGUGCUGCCGCCGCCUCUACACACGGCUUCACCUUCCAUCACGCCAAAGAUGACCAAGCUGUCUUGUCUCUCUGGUUGGGAGAAGGGGAAAGCAGACUGCCGGGGUUUGCAACUCACCAAAUUGGAGUAGCAGGUGCAGUUGUUGACGAGUCCAAUGGAAAAGUUCUUGUCGUCCAAGACAAAAACAAGACAAAGAAUGCUUGGAAGUUCCCCGGUGGUUUGUCUGAUCCAGGAGAAAAUAUUGGUGCUACUGCAGUUCGUGAAGUCUUUGAGGAGACCGGCGUUCGUUCUGAGUUCAGAUCUCUGCUCAGCAUCCGACAGCAGCACAACCAUCCCGGCGCCUUCGGCAUGUCGGACAUGUACAUUAUCUGCCGACUCAGCCCGCUCACCUAUGACAUCAACUUCUGCACUCAGGAGUGUCUACGCUGCGAGUGGCUGGACCUCGCCGAGCUGGCCAAAACCAACGAAACCACGCCCAUCACCACUCGUAUAGCCAGGCUUCUGCUUCACGGCCUGGAGCAGGGUUUCGAUAAAAUAGACCUCUCCAUGGAAGAGCUCCCUGCUGUCUACUCUGGGAUGUUUUACCAGUUAUACCACAGGCAGCUUCCUCUAACACUAAAAUCUUAACAAGCCAUGAACCUGACAGAGUAUCAUGGAUAGCUAUGCUGACAUAUGGCUGUCAGUAUUUCUCAUAUUUAAAUUGUAUUUAUGACUGGAAUUAUGUUUUCAGUGUGUUUCACACACUAACUGUUACUGUUGAAGAAAUAUAAUGCAAUAGAUGUACAAAAACAUUCACUUUGUGGUUUUUAAAGCAGCCACUUUUAAAAACAGCCACUAUACUACCUACAAGACCGCAGAGUUUUAUACGGUUUAUCUUUCCAUGUUUAUCUAUCCGUGUUGGAAGUCCACAGCUGUCUGGCAGUAGUGGAUGUGAGCAGCUGAUUUAACUAUUGAAAGGUACUGAAUUUUGCUGUA